Messenger RNA from Zygosaccharomyces rouxii, 2949 nucleotides. It is a transcript of the gene SPO22, whose product is annotated as Spo22p. Gene Ontology annotation, molecular function: protein binding. The transcript has a single exon. Gene Ontology annotation, biological process: regulation of synaptonemal complex assembly; meiotic cell cycle. The record is from RefSeq and is a predicted model, not a curated record. NCBI's taxonomy places the organism in Eukaryota, Fungi, Ascomycota, Saccharomycetes, Saccharomycetales, Saccharomycetaceae. Bases 1 to 2949 code for a protein of 982 amino acids.
AUGGAAGAGAAUCAAGAAUUAGAAACCAAAAUUGAAACAUUGAACGGUAUGUAUAUCUUUAACACUUCGGCGGCAAAGAUAGUUCCAUGUAUACUAACGAUAGCAGAAGCUGCAAGUUGGCUUAGGCAACUAAUAUCGACAAACUCUCUGAAUUUAGAGUCUAUUCACGAUAAACUAGAUUCGCUUUUCCCGGUGGCGAUAGAUUAUAACAAGUCUCUUAAAACAUGCAAGUUAAAUCUGCCACUUCCUGACAUUGUUCAGCGGUUAGAAAGUACAGCUUCAUGUCUAUGGAAUGCCGUUGCAAUAGCCAUCAAAGUGGAAAAAGAUGAAGCGGCGGGUCAAAUGCUGUGUUAUUCCAGGUUGUUCGUUUGUGUUUUACUAUCAAUUCAUGAAACGCUCAUACCUAGCAUAGAGCGGAAGUUGAGAGUGACUCAAUGCUAUGUCAGCACUCUUAAAGUUACUAUAGAUCAUGGUUGGAAUCAGCUGCACCAAAUGAUUAAUGUUCACUUGAAAGAAAAUUUGAGUUGUUUAACGGAGGCGGCUAAUCUAUUUAAUGAAAAGGAAAAAAAAAAAUACGAAAAACUAAAGCUAGAAUUUGAAGUUUCAAACUUUCAGGAUGCAUUAAAACAAGGAAAUAUUGAUUUGGCUAGACAGUUUGAAAUUCAGGCAAAUAUUAUUGGUAAUGUAGCGAUCCUAGAUUCGACCUUACUUUUAGAUCUUUGCAGAAUGAUUUACAAUGCAAUAUUGACGUUAAGAGAAACAUCACUUGAAGACAUUAAUUACAUUAAUUACUUUUUGCAAAGAGCUUGCGAAUAUUUGGAAUUAGAGGUUCCCUCAUUAAAAACUCAUGCUGAUUAUAGUAGCUUAAGAUAUUCAAUUCUAUUACUACUUGCCAACAGCCAGGUGGACCAAAACAUCGAAACAUGGGACAUAUCCAAGUGUGCAAUGUCCCUAAGGGUUCUGCAAAACGAAUAUCCCAAAAAGGUAGAGCCCUAUUCCCUGGGAAUUGAUUUCUGCAAGAAGAUGGGCGGCUCAAGUGUACCACAAGGAAUUAAAGAAAUCAUUAUGAGGAUGAUCAGUUCAGUGGAUAUCCUUCUCAAUUUUGACGCUAGUAUGGGGAUAAUAAACGAGUUUGCAAAUCUGGAUACAAGACUGGCAUUAGAAUGCCUAGACUAUAUUUUCAUAAACAAAUGGGAUCCUGAAAGGGAUCAUAAAUGGUUAGAGAAACUCUUCAUCUUCAGAUUUUUCCUGACAACGCAAUCAAAACAUUUGAAUAAUACUGAAAUUAUUCAAAAUUUAGAGGAAUAUUGCAGCCAAGCGGAACGAAGAUUAAUGGAUGUUUUGUCCAAACACGCAAUGUCGAGCGUUAUAACGCUACUUUGGAAUUCAGGUAAAAAAUCGGAAAAGACUGGAAAAUACUUGGAAAGCAUUGGUUUUUAUAGGAUUGCAUUGAAGAAUUUCAUAAGUCAAGAAUAUGCUGAUAGAGGUAAACUUCAAAGGGCUCUCAUGUUUGUUUAUAUUCAAGUAAAGGAAUUCAAACAGUGCGAAGAGUUGUAUGAAAAAAUGGCAACCGCUGACAAACAUUCACCCCUGACACAAUUGCUUAUAUUGAAAAUAUUUCUCAACCAAUCAAAGGAGAAGUCCUGUCUUGAAUGCUUGGAGCAGAUCAAAGCAUCAGGGCAUGAAAAUGCCAUGGAUACAUUAAUUCUUGCCGUCUCCGAAUGCAGAGCAUCCAAACAAUUGGCGGUAAAGGCAAUAUCGAUUCUCUUUGAAGCAAUUGAAUCACAGCAAGUCCCAGAACAAAAAUUGGUCCAAUGGUCAGUACCUACUUUGUGUUUAUUACGUUACACUUCACAACUCAUUUUGAAAUUUGUCGAGGAUGAACAACAGAAUAUCUUUACCUAUUAUCUGCCCACCAUGCAGAAUCUCUUACAGAAAGCCCUCGAAUAUUUAAAUCGAAUAAAAACUAUGAAAAGAUUCCACGAAACCGUUGAUUCCAUGCCGCAGUAUCAAGAGGGCACAUCUGUAGAUGAAAUCGAAUGGUUUGCUUCAACCUCGUAUAACCUUGCACUUAAAUGCGUUGCCGAAAAUAUGGACGAUACCAAUAGCCUAGAUUUUGCCCAGUUAUCCAGGAAAUUUAUACUAUUGAUCCCACAUAAAGAAUUCACUUUCCCCAAAAUGUUCCAUUACACCUAUUGGGAAUUCAGAUCUCAUCUGUUGUACUUGACCAUAAUUCAAACCAGGAUGUACAGAGGUAACCCAGAUGCUUUACUCCAGGUUCAAAUAGAAUCCUUGACGCUGAUGAACGACAUUUCACAGAAGAGAAACCGCCAAGAUUUUAAAGAUGGAUGCGGCUCUUAUGAGAAUGAGAAAAUGGACGGAUGUCUUAGCGAUGCGCUAUUGUUAGCUUUUGAGGCAAGUCUGCAGAUGCAAGAUCAGAUAAAAAUAUCAGAGAUAUUGAUAACGACAGCACAAUGGCAAAAUCCUCAAAUUGAAAUCCUUUUAACUGAUUCUGCAAUUUCCAUGUACGAGUUGCCAAGAGGUUUAUUCAUGGAAACUAUCGAGCCGCUGAUCCAAAGGAAUGUGGAUAAUCAUCUAAUCGAUGAUUUUAAAAUUUGUCAAUGGCUAAGAACCUUUCUUGACUGCGCGCUAACCUUGGGGAAAACAUCGCAGCUUGAUCUUACAGAACGUUUACUAGAAAGAAUUAAGGAACCUCUCGCAAAUCCUGAUACAUCGAAUACAGACCAAUUGAAGCAAGAGGUCGAAAUGAUAGCUACUUUAAGCUGGAAUCAGGGAGUCAAUUCCAUCAUCAAAGGCGAAAAAACUUUGGGAAUGGCAUGGUGUCGUACUUCUAUCCAAUUCGCUAGUCUGUACAGUGACCAUCUAGAGACACAAUUACAGAAACUAUGGAAUUCUCUAGCAUCAUCUGCCGAAUUAAGAUAUGACUGA